UAAGGCGUCAGCGGCUGUGUUCGGGGGCAGUCGCAGCCCCAGAGAUGGCAGUGAGCGAGAGGAGGGGGCUCAGCGGCGAGAGCCCAGCGCAGUGUCGAUGGGAAUACUUGUCGCUGCUGGUGCUGAUGCUGAGCGGCUGCUCAGGCCGUAUCCACCGGCUGACUCUCACAGUGAGCCCCGCAGGCUUGGCCUCGCUGUCUCCCCCCCCCUUAGCUCCGCCGGUGAAUGGAGCAGCCGCACCUCCCACUGCAGGCUGCUAGUGGUCUCGUCCUGGGGUCCCCCCGCCGGGUUCUGGGGGAGAAGCGAGCUGACAUCCAACUGAACAGCUUUGGAUUCUACACCAAUGGUUCCCUGGAAGUAGAGCUGAGCUUACUGCGACUCAGCCUCCAGGAGACAGAAGACAAGUUUCCAAAGGUGGGAUUCAGCUUGAGCCGAGUUCGGUCCGGCAGUGUUCGCUCCUACUCGAGCCGGAAUUCCCAUGAAUGCCCUCUGGAGAGAAACAGCAGCAACUUCCUGGUCCUGUUCCUCAUCAAUAUCAAGGACCUGCAGGUCCAAGUCCGAAAAUAUGGGGAACAGAAGUUGUUCAUCUCCCCUGGCCUCCUCCCUGAAGCUCCCUCCCAGUCAGGGCCCCCGAAGCCAGACCCAACAGGCACCCCCAAGGACAACCAUGUCAUUCACCCAUCUCCAAAAAAGAUGUCUGCAGUCAAGGAAGAUCAGGCAAAGCUUACAGUGCCCCAGGUUUCCGGGGAUAAAGCUCUCCCAGCGGGACACAGGCACUCAUCUGAUGGCCAGCCACAAAGCCAGCCACCCACACGGGGGCCCAGUGGGAAGGAGAAGGAUCUGGUUUUGGGACUGGGCCACCUCAAUGACUCCUACAACUUCAGUUUCCACAUUGUGAUCGGCUCCAGGGCUGAGGAAGGCCAGUACAGCCUCAACUUCCACAACUGUUACAACACAAUACCAGGCCAGGAGCAGCCGUUCGACCUCACUGUAAUGAUCCGAGAGAAGAAUCCAGAAGGCUUCCUGUCAGCAGCUGAAAUCCCCCUCUUCAAACUCUAUCUAAUCAUGUCCGCCUGCUUCCUGGCUGCCGGCAUCUUCUGGGUGUCCGUGCUCUGCAAGAACACGUACAGUGUCUUUAAGAUCCACUGGCUCAUGGCAGCCCUGGCGUUCACGAAGAGUGUCUCCCUACUCUUCCACAGCAUCAACUACUACUUCAUCAACAGCCAGGGCCACCCCAUCGAAGGCCUCGCCGUCAUGCAUUACAUCACUCACCUGCUGAAGGGCGCCCUUCUCUUCAUCACCAUUGCCCUGAUCGGCUCGGGCUGGGCCUUUGUGAAGUAUAUGCUGUCGGACAAGGAGAAGAAGAUUUUUGGGAUUGUGAUUCCCCUGCAGGUCCUGGCUAAUGUAGCAUACAUUGUCAUCGAGUCCCGUGAGGAGGGCGCCAGCGACUAUGGACUCUGGAAGGAGAUCUUGUUCCUGGUGGAUCUCAUCUGCUGUGGUGCCAUCCUCUUCCCAGUGGUCUGGUCCAUCCGGCAUCUACAGGACGCAUCUGGCACUGACGGGAAGGUGGCAGUGAACCUGGCCAAGCUGAAGCUGUUCCGACAUUACUACGUCAUGGUCAUCUGCUAUAUCUACUUUACGCGCAUCAUCGCCAUUCUGCUUCGAGUGGCAGUGCCCUUCCAGUGGCAGUGGCUGUACCAGCUCUUGGUGGAGAGUUCCACCCUGGCCUUCUUCGUGCUCACCGGCUACAAGUUCCAGCCGGCGGGGGACAACCCAUACCUGCAGCUGCCACAGCAGGAGGAUGAGGAGGACGUACAGAUGGAGCAAGUGAUGACAGACUCUGGGUUCCGGGAAGGCCUGUCCAAAGUUAACAAGACAGCCAGCGGCCGGGAGCUGUUGUGACUUCCCCGUGUUCAGAGAUCCGCCUUCAGACCUUCUGCACCUCGCUGCGCUACACUUGUCCCCAAGUGUGCAGGGAGUCCAAGAGGAAGCUGCUCACAGGGCACCAGGGCAUGGAUCCCAGGGAGCUUUUCAGAGAAGAUGCCCUUCUCCCAGCAGCACCACCCUCUCCUCGCCGGGUACCCUUCAGCCUCUUGUACAAUAAGGACCAGUCUCCUUUUCAUUUCUUACGUCUCCUGACUUUGAGCGUUCUGAGUGUCUAAGGCAGUCUGCAUUUAUGAUCUUGAACCCUGAAUUCCAGUCCACAUGGUGGCUCUGGAGAGCCUGGGCUUCAUAAAACUUUGAUUAGUAAACAAAUAAAGAGAAGGCAGAAUUCUCA
Rattus norvegicus (Norway rat) is the source of this 2278-nucleotide messenger RNA. It is a transcript of the gene Gpr108, whose product is annotated as G protein-coupled receptor 108. The record is from RefSeq and is a predicted model, not a curated record. NCBI's taxonomy places the organism in Eukaryota, Metazoa, Chordata, Mammalia, Rodentia, Muridae. Gene Ontology annotation, cellular component: membrane; Golgi apparatus; Golgi membrane.